Molecule: messenger RNA, 9547 nt
Organism: Hemibagrus wyckioides
Lineage: Eukaryota; Metazoa; Chordata; Actinopteri; Siluriformes; Bagridae
Gene: lrp4
Product: low density lipoprotein receptor-related protein 4
Exons: 38
Coding region: 232-5997 (1921 amino acids)
Biological process (GO): Wnt signaling pathway involved in somitogenesis; receptor-mediated endocytosis involved in cholesterol transport; chemical synaptic transmission
Molecular function (GO): protein binding; calcium ion binding
Source: RefSeq, a predicted model, not a curated record
CCGCUUCAGUUCAGCUUCAACUCCUCAGCGGUGUCCAUUAUACAAACUCAGCCUCGGAGUGGACGUUUAAAGCCCAAAAACACCGCGUUCCGAAAUGACUUCUGCGUCCGUUUUGUAUCCCGUGUAGAGGAUUAACGCGUUUACUCGCCGUACAUGUGUAACGCGUAACUUUUUAAGGUUUAAACUCGCGGAGGGGGACAGCGGUGUGAGGUCUGAGGAGCGUUGCUUACCAUGAAGCUUGCACUCGCGCCUGGGUUUCUCCUAACUUUGUGGCUUUGCGCUCAGAGUGUGUGUGGUAGCACGGAAUGUUCGUGUGGGAAGAAUCACUUCACGUGUGCGGUGAGCGUGUUCGGAGAGUGCACCUGCAUCCCGGCUCAGUGGCAGUGCGAUGGAGACAACGACUGCGGGGACCACAGCGACGAGGACGGCUGCAUGCUGCCCACUUGCUCUCCGCUGGAUUUCCACUGUGAUAACGGGAAGUGUAUCCGCCGCUCCUGGGUGUGCGACGGAGACAAUGACUGCGAGGAUGACUCGGAUGAACAGGACUGCCCUCCUCGGGAGUGUGAAGAGGAUGAGUUUCACUGUCAGAACGGCUACUGCAUCCGCAGCCUGUGGCACUGUGACGGAGACAACGACUGUGGAGACAACAGUGAUGAGCAGUGUGACUUGAGGAAGUGUUCCGAUAAGGAAUUUCGCUGCUCUGAUGGAAGCUGUAUAGCUGAGCACUGGUACUGUGACGGAGACACGGACUGUAAAGAUGGAACUGACGAGGAAAACUGCCCUGCAGACGUCAUGGCCGCUACAUGCAGUGUGGAAGAGUUCCAGUGCGCCUACGGUCGCUGCAUUCUGGACAUUUAUCACUGCGACGGAGACGACGACUGUGGAGACUGGUCAGACGAGUCCGACUGCUCCUCUCACCAGCCGUGUCGUUCAGCUGAGUUCAUGUGUAACAGUGGAAUGUGCAUCAACGCCGGAUGGAGAUGUGAUGGAGAGUUUGACUGUGACGACCAAUCAGAUGAGAACAACUGCACUGUACCCGUGUGUAUGGCUGAACAGUUCCGUUGUGCGUCUGGUCGCUGUGUACGGUUGUCAUGGAGAUGUGAUGGUGAGGAUGACUGCACUGACGGCAGUGAUGAAGAGGGCUGUGACAAAAAUGUAGGUCCGGUUCCUUCCUGUGCGUCCGAUCAGUUCCAGUGUGGAAAUGGCCGCUGCAUCGGCCAGCGCAAAGUGUGUAACGAUGUUAACGAUUGUGGAGACGGAACAGACGAACAUCCUCACCAGGAAUGCCGGCCCCGGUCAACUGAGGGGAACUGUAACAUAGGGAACGGUGGCUGCUCUCAGAAGUGUCAGAUGUCUCGAGGCUUGGUUCAGUGUAGCUGCCACACCGGAUACAGACUGAGAGAAGAUGGCAAGACCUGCCAAGAUGUGGACGAGUGUGCUGAGGAUGGUUACUGCAGUCAGGGCUGUACCAACACAGAGGGGGGCUUCCAGUGCUGGUGUGUUCAGGGUUACGAACUCCGACCUGACAAACGCAGCUGCAAAGCUCUGGGUCCCGAGCCAGUGUUGUUGUUUGCGAAUCGGAUCGAUAUCCGUCAGGUUCUGCCUCACCGCUCAGAGUACACGCUGCUGCUGAACAAUCUGGAGAACGCCAUCGCGCUCGACUUCCACCAUAGCAAGGAGCUGGUGUUCUGGUCUGACGUCACCCUCGACCGCAUCAUGAAAGCCAACCUGAACGGCAGCAAUGUGGAGGAGGUGGUGUCCACCGGGUUGGAGAGUCCAGGAGGUCUGGCAAUAGACUGGAUCCACGAUAAGCUCUACUGGACCGACUCGGGCACGUCGCGUAUCGAGGUGGCCAAUCUCGACGGCUCACACCGGAAAGUGUUGAUUUGGGAGAGUAUGGAGAAACCCCGCGCUAUUGCCCUGCACCCAAUCGAAGGGAAGAUUUACUGGACAGACUGGGGAAACACACCGAGGAUCGAGUACGCCAACAUGGACGGCUCAGGACGCAAGAUCAUCGCUGACACCAACCUGUUCUGGCCCAACGGACUCACCAUCGAUUACGCUGGUCAUCGCAUGUACUGGGUGGACGCCAAGCACCACGUGAUCGAGAGAGCCGAUCUGGACGGGAAAAACCGCAAAGCCGUGAUCAGCCAAGGUCUCCCACACCCCUUCGCCAUCACCGUGUUUGAGGACAGUCUGUACUGGACCGACUGGCACACCAAGAGCAUCAACAGCGCCAACAAAUUCACCGGCAAGAACCAGGAGAUCAUCCGCAACAAACUGCACUUCCCCAUGGACAUCCACACACUGCAUCCACAGAGACAACCUGCAGGUGGACGGAAUCGCUGUGGCUCCAAUAACGGCGGCUGCAGUCACCUGUGUCUCCCGAACAGUAAGACGUACUCUUGCGCCUGUCCCACGGGCUUCAGAAGAGUGGACCAGCACACCUGUGCUCUGAGUCUUGACAAGUUCCUGCUUUUUGCCCGAAGGACGGACAUCCGUCGCAUCAGCUUCGACACCGACGACAAAUCGGAUGACGUCGUCCCGCUGGCGGACGUUCGUAACGCCGUGGCGCUCGACUGGCACGCCAAAGACGAGAAAAUCUACUGGACCGAUGUCACCACCGAUUCCAUCAACCGCGCACUGUGGAACGGGUCGGAACAGGAAGUUGUUGUGGACACCAGUCUGGAAAGUCCUGCAGGUCUCGCUAUUGACUGGCUCACACACAAACUCUACUGGACUGAUGCAGGUACAGAUCGCAUUGAGGUGUCCAACACGGACGGCAGCAUGCGCACGGUGCUCAUUUGGGAGAACCUGGAUCGUCCUCGAGACAUUGUGGUGGAUCCUAUCGGAGGGUUCAUGUACUGGACAGACUGGGGAGCGAACCCUAAAAUCGAGCGAGCUGGAAUGGACGCGUCCAAUCGCGGGGUCAUCAUCUCCACCAACCUGACAUGGCCUAACGGAUUAGCCAUCGAUUACGAGACACAGCGACUUUACUGGGCCGACGCCGGCAUGAAGACCAUAGAGUUCGGAAACUUCGAUGGCUCGGACAGACAGGUGCUGAUUGGCAGCCAGCUGCCUCAUCCAUUUGGCCUCACGCUGCACGGAGACAAGAUCUACUGGACGGACUGGCAGUCCAAGAGCAUCGAAAGCGCGGACAAAUUGACCGGUUUGGGACGAAGCACGCUAGCAGACAACUUGGAGAACCUCAUGGACAUCCACAUGUUCCACCGACACAGAGAAGCAGUCCAGACCGCAUGCUCAGUGAAUAACGGCGGCUGCAGUCAUCUGUGUUUAUUGGCUCCUGCUCCUAAAGGCUCCAGCUGUGCCUGUCCUACUGGAAUAAACCUUCAGGUGGACGGAAAAACCUGCACUCCAGGAAUGAACAGUUUCCUGAUCUUCGCUCGGAGGACAGACAUUCGGAUGGUUUCUCUCGACAUCCCGUAUUUCGCCGAUGUGGUGUUGGCUGUUAACGGCUCCAUGAAGAACACCAUUGCCAUCGGCGUGGAUCCCAGAGAGGGUAAAGUGUAUUGGUCAGACAGCACACUGAAGAAGAUCAGCAGAGCAAACAUGAACGGCUCAGGACACGAGGACGUCAUUUCCACCGGUCUGAUGACGACCGAUGGUCUUGCUGUUGAUUCAGUAGGAAGGAAAAUCUACUGGACCGACACAGGAACCAACCGCAUCGAAGUGGCCAAUCUGAACGGAUCCAUGCGGAAAGUUCUGGUAUGGAAAAACCUGGACAGCCCACGUGCCAUCGCUCUGUAUCACGAAAUGGGCUUCAUGUACUGGACAGACUGGGGUGAACACGCCAAGCUGGAGCGAGCGGCGAUGGACGGUUCUGACCGUGUGGUUCUGAUCAGUAAUAAUCUGGGCUGGCCAAAUGGACUCGCCAUAGACAAAGCUGGGUCACAGCUCCUCUGGGCCGACGCCCACACAGAGCGAAUCGAAGCGGCAGAUCUGAACGGUUCGAACCGCAAGACGCUGGUUUCUCCAGUUCAGCACCCAUACGGCCUUGCGCUGCUCGGUCCGCACAUUUACUGGACCGACUGGCAGAGUCGCAGCAUUCAGAGAGCUGACAAAAACACAGGAGACAACAUCAUCACCGUGCGAUCAAACCUGCCCGGACUCAUGGACAUCCAGGCCAUGGACAGAGACAGACCUCUGGGUUUUAAUCGCUGUGGUCGGAAUAACGGCGGCUGUUCCCACCUGUGUCUGCCGCGCCCCAACGGCACGUCCUGCGGCUGCCCUACAGGCAUUGUUCUGAAGAGCGAUGGCAGGUCGUGUGAUGACAUUCCUGAGUCUUACCUGCUCUUCUCCAACCGCGUCAGCGUGCGUCGCAUCUCCCUGGACACCAGCGACCACACGGAUGUCCACAUCCCCGUCCCUGAGCUGCACAAUGUCAUCUCACUCGACUACGACAGCGUGCAGGGCAAACUGUACUACACCGACGUCUCGCUAGACGUCAUCAGACGGGUGAAUUUGGACGGGAGCGGGAUGGAGACGGUGGUCAGUCAGGGUCUGAGGACUACAGAUGGCCUGGCAGUCGACUGGGUGGCCAGGAACAUGUACUGGACCGACACGGGUCGAAACACCAUCGAGGUUUCCAGACUGGAUGGAUCAGCACGGAAAAUCCUGAUCAACAACAGCCUGGAUGAGCCGAGAGCCAUCGCCGUGUUCCCCAGUAAAGGGUAUUUGUUCUGGACAGACUGGGGUCACAUUGCUAAAAUCGAGCGUGCUAAUCUGGAUGGGUCGGACCGCAAAGUUCUGAUCAACACGGACCUUGGCUGGCCGAACGGACUCACACUGGAUUAUGACACUCGCAGGAUCUUCUGGGUGGACGCACACCUGGACCGCAUAGAAAGUUCCGACCUGAGUGGCAAACUGCGCCAAGUCUUGGUCAGUCCGGUAUCACAUCCGUUUGCUCUCACACAGCUGAAGCCGGUUUCCUCUCCUCUAAUUCGUUUCUCCCGCAUCUCGCAGCAAGACCGCUGGAUCUACUGGACAGACUGGCAAACAAAAUCAAUCCAGAGAGUGGAUAAACACACGGGUCGCAACAAGGAGACCGUUCUCGCUAAUGUUGAGGGGUUAAUGGACAUUAUUGUGGUGGCACCAAACCGUCAGUCUGGCACUAAUCACUGCGGAGUCAAUAACGGAGGCUGUACGCACCUCUGCCUCGCCAAGUCCAACGGGUUUGUGUGCGCAUGUCCAGACGAGCCGGACGAGCGGCCGUGCUCCACCAUUGCCGGUUAUGUUCCUGUCAUGCCGGACAAAGUGACCGCUGGGACUCAAGCUCCUAACAAACGCGCAAAACUGCCGACAGACAAACCUCAGCAGGGCCGACCCGCACAGAACUGUACAGAGAAGAGCGGCGCCGUGGACGGCUGCGUUCAGAGUAAUGUGGUGUCCGCUCCACACGGUGAAGGCCUUCACAUCAGCUAUGUGAUCGGAGGAGCGCUGACAGUGCUGGCCAUCCUCAUCCUCAUUGCCGUCUUCAUCAUUUACAGGCACAAAAAAUCAAAGUUUGCUGAUCCUGGAGUGAGCAACCUGACGUACAGUAAUCCCUCCUACAGAACAUCAACACAGGAAGUGAAAAUAGAAACUGUGCAGAAACCACCCAUAUACAACCAGCUACGAUAUAAAAAAGAGCAGGAGGGCAAUUACACCAAUGAGAAGAUCCGUAUCGUGGAGGGGGUGUGUCUCCUCUCAGGGGAGGAGCUUUACUGGGAGGAUCUGAAGCAGCUGAAAGUGUGUCGAGGAGGCACCUUCAAAACCUGCAUGCGCACCGACACCGUGUCCUUACAGGCAAGCUCCGCCUCCCUUCAGGCAAGUUCUGCCUCCUUGGACGACACAGAGACCGAACAGCUGCUUCAGGGCGACCAAUCAGAAUGCUCGAGUCUGAACACUGCUCCUGUGGCCACGCCCAAACGCCACAGCACGCUCCCCGACACGGGCUGGGUCCCAAAUCGCAAACCCUCCACUGAGAGCGAAGUGUAAAGCUCACACACACACACACACAGCACUGGCCAUCACCAUCCAGUCAGUGGACGGACAAUGCUGACACUAAGUGUUUUGUUUUGUUUUGUUUUUUUGCUGAGAAAUAUGAAUUACAGAACAGGGACAAUUUAAGAUAUAUCGAUAUAUCAGUAUACUGAAAACUAUUUGUUUUUUGUUAUUUGUCAAAGACAGAUUAUUGUGUAUAAAGUGAUGCGCUUUUUCUUGUGCAGACUCGUUAGUAAACACAAGAAGUUUUUUUUUGUUUGUUUGUUUUAAACCCGGUUGCUGCAGCCCCUUGUCAGUUUACCAAUUUUAUUUAUCUAAAUAUCGUUGUUCGUUCUUAAAGUGCUAAAACUGCUAAAGGCCUCACAGGACUCGGAUGAAUGACUGCGCCUAAGUACCAAGCGCUGUCCUGGUGCUUUCUGAACCUCCUGAGAGAGAGAGAGAGAGAGAGAGAGAGAGAGAGAGAGGCUCAACACAAACCGCCUCAUGAUGGACACGUUGCUUCCUUUUUACUCAUUGUCUAUCUCUCUUUUAUUUUUUAUUUUAUUUUUGGAAAACAUUAUGUAUUUGACUGACUGUUAAAAAGGAACGGCUCAGUCAGAAUUGAGGCUCACACACACACACGUUCCUCUUAGCCCAAACAUAGCCAUUCAGUCAAAACAUGACGACUUAUUCAUAUUUUUUUCCUGUGCUGUUUUCUGGACGUUGCAAAUUCUUUUUUGUCCUGAUUUGAAGAACUCCUGAGAUCAUGUAGCAGUACAUGAGUGUGAUUCCUGCAGUGGAAUAAUAGCACUAGGAUGCAUCUAUUUCAGUCCCUGGCUAAGCUAAAAGCAGCUGUGCCCUAUCCGUGUUGCACAUCACUUAUCAUGAGAACAGCACAGAAAAAAAUUAGAAAUCGCUCGGCAAUGAAAAAGCUGUGUCUGGGGUUUGGCGCGAGAGGACUAGUGUAGUUUUGACAACUCUUAAAUAAAUUCAUGGAGUAUUUCAUCAUCAUCAUGAUGCACAACAGUCAUGAAACCAAGUUAAGUAUUGCGUGAUGAUUCGUUUCUCAUCAUCCCUGAUACAGAAGACUAUCUCACACACACGUGCACAAAAGCUGUACGGAUGAAGUGAACGUUCCAAAUUUUGGUGGUGAUGUUUUCUUCACCCGUAUUUAUGUUUCUGGAGUUGUGUUUGGCUCACACAGUGUACCCAGUGAACGGACACACACACACACACACAUAUACUGGGCUAUAGAUCAGUGAUGCAUUGAAGUUCAUUACUCAUGUUUCAGCGCUAUGCUGAUUCGCUGCUACCCCACACACACACACACACACAUCCUGUAAUGAGUGUUAAUACAGUACACUGAAGCCCCCCCCCCCCCGCGCUUUUUUUUUUUUACUUUACUCAGGCAAGCUAUGAAACCGUUAAACUCAACAAAAUUCUUCCCUUAGGAUCAAAUAAAGCUUCUUUCUCUCUGAACUUCAUCUAGAAGUGAUAGUGGUGGUGUGUGGAAAUUGGCACUAGUUUUUCCUUCACAUAUUCUUCUUACAUUCAGAUGGCUAACUAGAUAGCAGCGGGUGUGUUAGUGUGCUUCACUUCGAAAUGCUAUGUUAAGUGGUGCUUUAACAGGUGUGUGUGUUUGCGGAUGACUAGAAGCUGUAGUCAGUGAGAUGUGUGUGUUUGUGUGGAGAGAGAGGCGCUAAUCAGAAAUGCUAGCUAGCAAUAAACAUGGAGAGUGUGAUGUCACUACUCGAUCCGUACGGGAAACAUGAUUUGUACUGCGCAUGUGUGAGGAAGAAAUUAAGGUGUUCUGCGCAUGCGCGAAAUUGCUGCCAAUUAUUAGCGGUAUUGUAACUAUCAUUUGUAUGAUAAUGGUAUUGUAACGAUCCGUACACGAUUUGUUCUGCGCAUGCGUGGAAUAGUGACAAUACUGUUAUAAUGCUACUAAUGUUAUGUGUUAUUAUUACUAAUAAUAUGUGUUGUUGGCAGCAUGCGCAGAGCAAAACCUUGAUUUUUCUCGCACGUGCGCAGUACAGAUCGUGUUUCCUGUAGAUGUGUGUGUUUGUGUGGAGAGAAAGAGAGGCGCUAAUCAGAGAUGCUAGCUAGCGACAAACGGAGAGAUUUGUGAAAAUAAAAGGGUUUGUUCCGCGCAUGCGCGAAAUUAAUGCGAACAACAUGAGCAGUAUUGUAACUGUGAUGUGUACUGCGCAUGCGCUGAAUAGUUACAAUACUGUUAUGAUGUGGUGUUGCCAGCAGUGUCGCGCAUGCGCAGAACAAAGCGUGUCUCCUUUUGGAUCGCGUAGUGACGGCGACAAUACUACUAAUAAUGUUUCGCGCAUGCGCAGAACAAAACCUUACGAUACCAUGUUUAUCGCUGGCUAGUAUCUCUGAUUAGCGCCUCUCUCUCUCUCUCUCUCUCUCUCUCUCUCAUUCACACAAUUUCCGAUUAUAACAACAGUAUUAUAAAUCGUUUCGUCAUACUUCAGACGCAUUUCUGCACAUGCGCAGUAAAAAUCGUGUUCAGCUCGAGUAGUGACAUGGUGUAUGGAAUACACUCAGAUUUAAUCUCGGCACAUGCCCUGCUGACACACACACACACACACACACACGGGGCUGGACGGAGGAAAUGAUGGACUCGGCAGCUACUUCAGCUUCGGCUCUCAGCUUGUUUUCUCUGCCUCUUGUUUCUGUUUUUGCGAGACAUUUCAAAAUGGGCGCCACACACACACACUGUACAGAAUUGAAAGUGCAGAGAAGCAUUUCUACAUGUUUAAAAGAUGUUUUAUUGUUAUUGUUGUAUAGUUCCUCUUUUUGUACAAAGGGAUUUUUAAAAAAAUUGUGAACGUUUUUUUUUUCCUAAUUUAUUAACACAAAGUCAGCUUUCAUUUUCUUCUCUGUGUGCAGCUUUAGCAGCAUCAAUAAUAAUAAUAAAAAUAAUAAUCUAUAAUUUAGAAAAGUUUGAACAGCUAUCUCUACUAAUUUUGCUUGAAAUGAAUUUCUUUAUCGGAGCAGCGCGUGCGUUAUUCAGGUUUAUAAUGCAGUAUGUGAAGGACGUUUCGAAACCAAAUCUUUAUUUGUCACAUAUACAUCACUGCACAGUGAAAUUCUUUCUUCGCAUAUCCCAGCCUUGGAGGUUUGGGGGUCAGAGCACAGGGUCAGCCGUGAUACAGCGCCCCUGGAGCAGAGAGGAUCAAGGGCCCAAUGGUGGCAGCUUGGCGGUGUUAGGGCUUGAUCCCUGAUCUUCCGGUCAACGACCCAAAGCCUUAACCACUUGAGCUACCACCGCCGUACAUUUUAGUUCAAGUUGAGCUUCACGUCUGGGUUCUUGAUGAGUUUCAUUCCUGAGCUGUAAGCAAAGCAGAGAAUCUGGACACACAGCAGCUUCUGCACGCAGAGAAGAAAUAAACCCGGCUGAAGAAAUGACUCCUCCUGACUUUUGUGAAAAGAAAAACAAAAAAAAAGAAGCAUUUCAUUGCCAAAUUGCUUGAACAGUCCCUUUCUUUUCACUCACUGGAGACUAAGGACUUUAAUGAACCACUUUUUGGAGUCGUUUUUGUUCUCCCCA